AUGAAAAAUCAUACAAAAGAGAUAGAGUUUAUCCUUCUGGGACUGACAGAUAAUUCUCUGUUACAAAUUGUAUUGUUCUUAUUUCUAUUUCUAAAUUACAUGCUAAGUAUGAUAGGAAACUUAACCAUCAUUGCCCUUACUCUACUGGAUUCUCACCUCAAGACCCCAAUGUAUUUUUUCCUCCGUAAUUUCUCUUUCCUGGAAAUUUCUUUCACAAGUGUUUGCAUCCCCAGGUUCCUAAUCACCAUUGUAACCAGAGAAAAGUCCAUUUCCUAUAAUGGCUGUAUAUCUCAGUUGUUUUUUUACAUAUAUUUGGGCAUUAUAGAAUUUUUCCUUCUGGCAGCUAUGUCCUAUGACCAUUAUGUUGCCAUCUGCAAACCUUUGCAUUAUACAUCCAUCAUGAGCAACAGAAUUUGUCAUCAGAUUGUACUCAGUUCCUGGGCAACUGGAUUUCUGGUUGUUUUUCCUCCACUGAUUUUUGCUCUUAACCUGGAUUUCUGUGCCUCAAAUAUCAUUGAUCAUUUCAUUUGUGACAUUUCUCCUGUCCUGCAACUUUCUUGCUCAGACACACAUUUGCUAGAACUGAUUGCUUUUUCCUUAGCUGUGAUGAUCCUCAUUGUCACGUUGUUAUUAGUAAUCCUUUCUUACUCUUACAUCAUCAAGACAAUUCUAAAAUUCCCUUCAGUUCAGCAAAAGAAAAAAGCCUUUUCGACCUGCUCUUCUCACAUGAUUGUUGUAUCCAUCACUUAUGGUAGUUGUAUAUUCAUGUACAUAAAGCCAUCUGCAAAUGAAAGAGUCACUUCAAGCAAAGGAGUAGCGGUGCUCAAUACUUCAGUUGCCCCUAUGUUGAAUCCAUUCAUUUAUACUCUGAGAAACCAGCAAGUUAAACAAGCCUUCAGAGAUGUAAUCGACCGGGCACUUUUCUCCAAGUGCAAGCGAUUGAGCUCUUUCCUCUAAGCGUGACCAGAGGACAGGGAGAUGGGGGCGGUUUGGCGCUUUUCUCUGAGGGUGCACGGAGGAGCGGGACUCCGAGCUCUCGGCUCCUCCAGGCCGGAGAUUGGGAAGCCACCAUCUUCAUUCCCAUCCUCUGGAACUCUACGGAAAAUGCUCAGGGAACAAAAGCUCCUUAAAGCAAACCUGAGCGGAUUACUUAGCCCGGCCUCUGGUAAGGAUGGUGCAAUUCCAUCUGGGGCAAA
This is a messenger RNA of Lutra lutra (Eurasian river otter), 1196 nucleotides long. Its product is annotated as olfactory receptor 6C70. Lineage: Eukaryota; Metazoa; Chordata; Mammalia; Carnivora; Mustelidae. Bases 1 to 957 code for a protein of 318 amino acids. The transcript has 2 exons. The record is from RefSeq and is a predicted model, not a curated record. Gene Ontology annotation, cellular component: membrane. Gene Ontology annotation, molecular function: G protein-coupled receptor activity; olfactory receptor activity. Gene Ontology annotation, biological process: G protein-coupled receptor signaling pathway.